This is a messenger RNA of Chilo suppressalis (striped riceborer), 2772 nucleotides long. Lineage: Eukaryota; Metazoa; Arthropoda; Insecta; Lepidoptera; Crambidae. The record is from the annotation of a GenBank genome assembly.
AUGCGCGCGGGGCGCGCCGCGCUCUCCGCGUGGCUCGUCUGCUGCGCGGCCGCGCUUUCCUCGCACAAGUACAGCACGCGGGUGGUGCGCACCAAGUACGGCCCGCUGCGGGGCAUCGUCGUCCACUCGCACCCGCAGGUCGAGGCCUACCUUGGCGUACCGUAUGCUACGCCACCUCUUGGUAGUCUUAGAUACAUGCCGCCGGUGACGCCGUCCCAGUGGCGGACGCCGCGGUUGGCCGACGCGCCGGGGCCGGCGUGCCCGCAGGCUCCGCCGCCCGCGUCUCCGCGCGAGGAGGCGCUGCUAGUACACCCGCGAGCGCGCCUGAGACAACUUGAGCGACUGCUGCCGGUGCUUGCCAACCAGAGCGAGGACUGCCUCUAUGUCAACAUUUACGUCCCAGUGAAUGGUGGCGAGGAAGAAAGCGGUAACGCAGGGCUGCACUGUCUGGUGUUCGUGCACGGCGAGUCGUACGAGUGGAGCUCGGGAAACGCAUACGACGGAACCACGCUCGCGGCGCACGGCAACAUCAUCGUAGUCACUAUCAACUUUAGAUUAGGUGUAUUGGGUUUUUUAAAAACUGGUGCUAAGGGGUCGGCGCAGGGUAACUUUGGACUAAUGGACCUAGUGGCGGGACUGCAUUGGUUGCGGGAGAAUCUGCCGGCGUUUGGAGGCAACCCGGAGGCCGUCACCAUCAUGGGUCACGGCACCGGGGCGGCGCUGGCGAACUUUCUUGCUGUGUCCCCGGUGGCAAGGGAACUACUGAGGCGCGUCAUUUUGUUAAGCGGGUCCGGACUAAGCUCAUGGGCGUUGCAGAGGGAGCCACUCGCGAUAAAAAGAAAGGUUGCGGAACAGACCGGCUGUCACGGCGAUCUUCUAGAGGACGACUUGGCGCCGUGCUUGCGGAACAAGCCCCUCAGCGAGCUACUGGCGGUGCGACUCGACCCGCCGCGCUUCUUGCCCGGAUUCGCGCCGUUCGUCGACGGCACUGUCAUUGUCAAUCCGUCCUCAGCGCCGCCCCCUACGGACAGCUCGCGGCUAGGUGCGGGCGCCGCAGCUGUAGCAACGGCGGCUGGCCACGAACUGGCAGACUUCUCCCACAGGGAACUGCUCUUCGGCCUCACUACAACAGAAUCUUACCUGGAAUUCAACGCGCAAGAUUUGGAGUUCGGCUUCAACGAGAGCAGGCGGGAUCGCAUUCUGAGAACCUUCGUGCGGAACGCGUACUAUUACCAUUUGAACGAGAUCUAUUCAACGCUGAAGAACGAAUACACAGAUUGGGACAAGCCAGUACAAAACCCGCUGAGUGUACGCGACGCCACUUUGGAGAUACUAAGCGAUGGUCGGACCGCAGCACCCUUAAUAAGACUUGGGUACCUCCAUGCCUUGCGUGGUGGCACCACUUACUUCACUCAUUUCCACCACCUGUCACAAGAUAAGGAUUAUCCUCAGCGGCCGGGAUCAGUACAUGGCGAGGAGUUGCCGUACUACUUGGGCGUUCCGUUGUCGCAGUCGCAUCACCUGCAAAACUUCACGGCGCAAGAGCAGCGUGUCUCAAGACUUUGCAUCCAUUACAUUUCCAACUUCGUUAAAUAUGGAAACCCAAACGAUCCCACUGCGACGCCACCGCCACCUUUGCACGGUGAAACACCACAUAUCGGCCCAGACGAAAUCCGCUACUGGGAUACAUAUGAUACCAUCAACCAGCUGUUUAUGGAGAUCAGUAGUAAACCGGAGAUGCGUAGCCAUUAUCGUGGCCAUAAAAUGUCCUUGUGGCUCUCCCUGAUACCACAGCUGCACCGGCCUGGCGCGGACAUGCCAGACACUGGCAUGAGGCAUCACCACUUCCAAGAAGAUAAUGCUAGUUACUAUGAAGGUGCUGUAAGACCACAGUCAAUGUCAAAAGCCCACGUGCCUCAUGUUGUUAAUGUGGACAGCAAUCGUGGUGGUGAUUCACGAAGUACGCUUUCACCCAAGUCUCCUCCAAGGCCUUCAGCAGUCCCGCCCGUUCCGUCCACGGAAUGUCCACCAAAUGCUACAGCCACACCGGUUCAACCCGACGACGCGUUGCUUCGACGCCUUGCAUCCUCCCACUAUCAAUCAUACACAGCAGCUCUUACCGUCACUAUAGCUGUUGGCUGUUUCCUUCUACUUCUAAAUGUACUCAUAUUUGCUGGGAUAUACCACCAACGGGGCUCCAGGCCUCGACGCUCCAAAGACGAUCUCGGGGACGCCGAGAGCUCAUCGUCAUCCGACAACUACGAUGGUAAACUAGACUAUGAAGUGCGCGCUUUCGACGGCAAAGGUUUCGGUUUCGAGUGUAAAUCGGCGCAUGUGCCCCGGGGCUCCGGUUCAAAAUUUGACUUGCGGACGUUGUCGGAUUGCGGGGAACCGACAUUCGGCGAAUACAGUUGUUACGACGAGAAGCAUCGGGCGGCGCGAAGUUCGUUGCCCGAUGUGAGUGUAGGUAGUGCUAUAGACGCCGGGAGUGUAGUGUGCAUAGAUACCCAAAAACCGGACAUUCAGAAGGUGGAGGGUCGGCAGGAUUCCGUGGGGAGAACUAGCACGUUUGAGCCGCGCGUAGUGGAUUGUUCGACGCAGGUCAAGUUCGGACCAGUGCCGGAUUCGGAGGCUGCGUCAGAGUCAAACGGUGAGUCAGAAUCUGGUGGCGCGAGUGGUUCUGGUAUCCUAAGGGUACCUCCAGCGGCCACUACGCCCGCGCCACCAGGUAUUAUGAAGAAGCGUGUCCAAAUACAAGAGAUAUCUGUAUGA